Microdochium trichocladiopsis is the source of this 1197-nucleotide messenger RNA. RefSeq names its product cyclic nucleotide-binding-like protein. Gene Ontology annotation, biological process: regulation of protein phosphorylation. Lineage: Eukaryota; Fungi; Ascomycota; Sordariomycetes; Xylariales; Microdochiaceae. The record is from RefSeq and is a predicted model, not a curated record. The coding region runs from base 1 to 1197 and encodes 398 amino acids. The transcript has 2 exons. Gene Ontology annotation, molecular function: cAMP-dependent protein kinase regulator activity. Gene Ontology annotation, cellular component: cAMP-dependent protein kinase complex; nucleus.
AUGGCUGGACCGACAUUCACGAGCCCAUUCGGCAAUGCAAACCCAUUCGGAGGUGACCCCGGCCGAUCAGACAUGGGAAGACCCUCGGGUGGAGGCUUGGGCAACUUGGCUGAAGAGGAGGAGCAGGACACAAUUGCCUCGCCUAUUAGUGGCCACUUCAACGCGAGCUCGCCAUUCGGCGGCCCCUUUGGCGGCAACGAGGGCUCCCACGAUGGACCGCCAUCAUCCUCUCGGAUACCCCCGAACCCAGACUCAUACCCAGCGCAGUACAACUUUGGACGCCGCACAUCAGUCUCUGCAGAAUCAUUGAAGCCUACGGCCGAUGCUAAUGACAAUUGGACCCCGCCUUCAUACCCAAAGAGCCCCGAGCAGCUGGAGCGUCUGAAGAAGGCGAUUCAGGGAAACUUCCUUUUUAGCCACUUGGAUGAUGAGCAGAGCAACCAGAUCCUCGGAGCUCUCCAGGAAAAGCCAAUUCCGGCCAAGGAUAUCAAGGUCAUCACUCAGGGCGAUGCUGGUGACUAUUUCUACGUCGUAGAGAAGGGCUCCUUCGAUGUAUACGUCAACCCAGCCGGCACAGUCGAACCAGGUCCCGACGGCAUGGGCAACAAAGUGGGCACAAUCGAGGCUGGUGGCUCUUUUGGCGAGCUCGCACUCAUGUACAAUGCCCCGCGUGCCGCUACUGUCAUAUCCGCUGAAGCACAAUGCACGCUUUGGGCUGUUGAGCGAGUGACCUUCCGCCGCAUCCUCCUGGAGUCGACUUUUGCCCGGCGGCGGCUGUAUGAGGAUUUCUUGGAGGGCGUGCCGAUUCUCUCGACCCUUACGCCAUACGAACGAUCCAAGAUCGCCGAUGCGCUCGAGACGCUGAAGUUCCCUGCCGGAUCUGCCAUCAUCAAGGAGGGCGAUGCGGCCGAUUCAUUCUACCUGCUGGAGGAAGGCGAGGCUGACGCAUUCAAGGAGGGCAGUGAUAACUCUGUCAAGCACUACCAGAAGGGCGACUACUUUGGCGAGCUCGCCCUGCUCAAUGAUGCACCACGAGCAGCCAGCGUCGUCUGUGCUACCGAUGUCAAGGUUGCGACAUUGGGCAAGGAAGCUUUUGCCAGAUUGCUCGGACCGAUCAAGGGAAUCCUGAGGAGAACCAAGUACGAGGGCGUCAAGUCUGGUGUUGAGGAUGUCGAUCCCCUGCACCCAGGCAAUUAA